CAGUGGUUAAUGGUGUGGGGUACAAAGUGCUCCUGAUGACAGUGUAGCCCAUGGAUAGUCAGGAUACUGACGACAGUGAAACCGAGCUCGCCUCAUCUUCUGGUGGAGAGCCAGCAAGCAGGGUCCCACGUGAUCCAAACCUGGAUCCGAGGGAGGUAUCAGACGGCCCAGGUGACCAAGCUGUGGGACAAGAUGCAGACUCCCAAAAUGAUGAACAACCAGCAGAUCAAAACCAACGUGCGUCCAGUGUAGAAAAAGACAGUGACCCCAGAACACUCUCCUUCCCGAGGAGGCUCUGGAAGAUUGUUGAGGAUGACGCUUUCGAGUCUGUGCACUGGGAUGAUGAUGGACACACUGUGAUCAUAGAGCAAGACCUUUUCCAGAGGGAAAUUCUUCGCCGGAGAGGCGUGGACAGGAUUUUUGAAACAGACAGCAUGAAAACCUUCAUUUGCCAAAUGAACCGCUAUGGAUUCAGCAAAAUACGCCCAAAGGCCUCUUCAGCUGAUUCUCGGGGGAACAAGAAACUUAUGUUAAACCUUACAGGAACCGCAAUUUUCAGAGACCAGCCUGGGCUCCUGGAGAACAUUCACAGUAAAGGUGACCUCAGAAACACUGCUCCUCCAGCAACCUGUGCACCAACCACAAAGAGAAAGAAGCUGGUACCUACGAGACAAUCCCUACGAAUCCAACACAUUAACGCCAAGAAAGAAGCCAACAGCAAGUCCCAGGCUGAAGCCCCAAAUGUCCAGGGACCCAGUAACCCUCAGUUCUCCAUGUUCCGUGGGGGUACACGGUCUAGGAGCAGUGUUGCUAGACAUCCCAUAGGAAAUCGUCCCCCUCAAGAGCCAAAUGAUCCCAGUAGGAGGGAAGUCACCUCUGUGAAAGUUCGGUGUGAGCCCAGGGCCGACACUGGGAUGGAAGGUGCAGGGGAUCCGGUACCCAACCUCCCACUUUACCCAGGCAAUGGUUUCCGAAUGUCCAUGUAUUGCAUCUAUUAUCCCAUUCGGAUGGCUUCCCUCUUAGUAACGUCUCCCAUUGAGCUGCCCAACAACGAGGAGCAGGAGGGCUCCUCCGAGUGUACAUGUGCAUUCUGUGAACAGUUUAAGGACAAUCCAGGUCUCUAA
This is a messenger RNA of Cynocephalus volans (Philippine flying lemur), 1124 nucleotides long. Its product is annotated as heat shock transcription factor, X-linked member 3-like. The transcript has 2 exons. The record is from RefSeq and is a predicted model, not a curated record. Gene Ontology annotation, biological process: regulation of DNA-templated transcription. NCBI's taxonomy places the organism in Eukaryota, Metazoa, Chordata, Mammalia, Dermoptera, Cynocephalidae. Gene Ontology annotation, molecular function: sequence-specific DNA binding; DNA-binding transcription factor activity. The coding region runs from base 51 to 1124 and encodes 357 amino acids.